AUGGAAUACAUCCAUAGGACUAUGCAAUGUCUUGAUCUUAUUCCCAACUUUAACUUCCAUCCAAAGUGUGACAAGCUAAAAAUCACUAAUUUUUGCUUUGCUGAUGAUUUACUACUCUUUGUAAGAGAUGGUGUGGAAUCUAUCAAGCUUAUGAUGAACAAGUUCAGAGAACUCUCAGCAGCAAGUGGCCUUAAAGCUAGCAUUCCUAAAUGCAAAAUUUACUAUGGAGGAGUGGAUAAUACGACUAAGCUGCAAAUCAAUAAGGAAACUGGGUUUGACACUGGUAGCAUGCCUUUUAAGUACCUUGGGGUUCCUCUAGCAGUAGGAAACUAUCAAUUACUAUGUGCCAACCUCUGA
Messenger RNA from Lathyrus sativus (Indian pea), 357 nucleotides. NCBI's taxonomy places the organism in Eukaryota, Viridiplantae, Streptophyta, Magnoliopsida, Fabales, Fabaceae. The record is from the annotation of a GenBank genome assembly.